Molecule: messenger RNA, 6662 nt
Organism: Oncorhynchus gorbuscha (pink salmon)
Lineage: Eukaryota; Metazoa; Chordata; Actinopteri; Salmoniformes; Salmonidae
Product: transcription factor SOX-6-like
Exons: 13
Coding region: 2047-3888 (613 amino acids)
Biological process (GO): cell fate commitment; positive regulation of chondrocyte differentiation; central nervous system development
Cellular component (GO): nucleus
Molecular function (GO): DNA-binding transcription factor activity, RNA polymerase II-specific; RNA polymerase II cis-regulatory region sequence-specific DNA binding
Source: RefSeq, a predicted model, not a curated record
AAGCACCUUAGGUCGGCAGGUACCUCAAUACGACACUGGUGCACUGGUCAUUAGUAUGGACUUUAGCGGCUUGCGCGUAGUUUAACGGCCCAUGGCUUGGUUCAUGUGUAGAAUGCGUCCAGUCAAUCUGAAGGAAAAAAAAACAGUUGCAGCAGUUUUAAUAUGGGUAAUAUCUUUUGAACUGCUAGAAACAAGCCAUUUUCUCUGUAGUAAUGGUAAAAACAUAACGGUCACGAAUCUGCGCUCAAUUAAUUAUCUGUGGCACUAAGAGGUGUAUCUAAAAGCUUGUCAUCACAACGAUUAUCAUCGUCUUCUUUUUUUUCGAGGUCUCACAGCGAGAUGUUUACGAGCAAUUUAGAGCCGACUGAAAUGGCUUGUGUCGACUUGCGCUAGCUAUCUCAAACGUUAGCCAUCUAGCUAGGUUAGCUAAGAAAACAUGCAGUAAUUCAACGUUGGCUAGCAAUAAAGAGACUUAUAAAACAAGUCAAGGUUCCGAACCGCCAGCUGCUGAAAAUAUGCUUCCACUUCACAGCCGUUUCAAGAAGAUAUUUACAAAAAUAGUCUGAGCUUCAUGUGUCACCUAACAGCAUGAGGUUGGCGCCUGAAACUGAUCAUUUGAAUCUACAGUAGGCAUAAGCUGUUACUGUAACAAAUUAUGUGUUAGAGUAAUUUUUACAGGAUUCUUAGUUAAUAACAGUAUUUUCCAGCAUUGUUCCCAUAAUACAGUGCUAUCUACAGCAUUAAUGCUGUAAAACAACAUGUACAGCAUUUUACUGUGCAUUUUACAGUGUUUUACUGUUGAGAUUACAGAACAGUCUUACAGUGCAGGUAUCCACACACAAACACGCAUGUUUCCCUCGUACAGCGUCGAAGCACGGAUGCAUAGUAGAAUUAUUAGAUUGCAUGUUAUUCCCUAAGUGAGUCAAUAAAUCCUCCCUCUAAUUCUACUUUAUGCAAAGCCUAGCAGACUGUGUGUGUUUAACUCUCAUAGUGAGGGAAAGACAUUCUCUUCCCUUGGUUGUAAAAAGUUAAAAUGACUGCCAAAUAUAAACAGUAUAUAUCAAGCUAGGCAUACUUUCAGUUUGAGAUUUUUUAAAUUAAAAAUGUUAUUUAACUAGGCAAGUCAGUUAAGAACAAAUUCUUAUUUGCAAAUGAUGGCCUACCGGGAAACAGUGGGUUAACUGCCUUGUUCAGAGUACAGAACGAUAGAUUUUUACCUUGCUAUCUGCCUAGUGGUUAGAUGACAAACCAUCCACAAAUUACGCAGGAUUUUGACAGCAAAAUUGUAUCACCUAUCUUGUUAUUAGGGAUCAGUCUUGGAAAUUCUCUGUUUUGAGUAUACAGGGUUGGGAAAGGCUUUUGGAAUUCCAUUUUGAAAACCUCUUUUGUAAGCAUUUACGUUCCGUCAAUGUUUGUUAUGGGCUGCAAAUUGCACCCUAACUCCCUGGUCAAAAGGAGUGAACUAUGUAGGGGAUAGGGCACCAUUUGGGACACACUCUUUGCCUCCCUAUGUUGACCAUUGCUCGUGUUGAUCCCAUGUGAUCCAUGAACUUAUUUACAAUAAUCAUAAUCCAGUGUAAACUAGGCUUUAAUGGGACUGAAUAACGGUAUGGCUCAAAUGGUACCCUAUUCCCUAUAUAGUGCAAUUCUUUAUUUUGUUUUCCAAGGCCCAUAGGGCUCCAGUCAAAAGUGGUGAACCGCAUAGGGAAUAGGGUGCCAUUUGAGACACAUGCUAAGUAAGUUGUGUUCCCCCGGCAAGGGCCUCAUGACCACAAUAGCCUACACGCACAAACCUCUCAAACCAAACAUUGAGCCAUUCACAAUGCUCAUAUGCUUAUGAAUGCUGGUCCUUUUGUUAGGAUACAUUCUCACAAAUGAGCCAUUGUCCACUUAACCAUUUUUCAUCUAGAAAGCCUUUUGUCUUUAAAAAAAAUACUGGAAGCGAAAAAUGCCAUCCUGACUGCUGGACGUCUCCGAUCUCACUGAGGAAUGAAACUGUCCUCAUGGGGUUUACGACUGUGAUAGGAUUCUCUGGAAGAUAGACUCAUGCACACAGAGUCUACCUGUGCGGAGACACUUCUGUCCAGGGACUGGCAAGACAGGAGGGACAGACUGAAUGCCAGCGAGGUCCUAGGAGAGGUCAAAGGUACCCCAGAGAGUUUGGAGGAGAAGGAGCGUCAGCUUUCGACCAUGAUUGGCCAGCUCAUCAGCCUGCGGGAGCAGCUCCUGGCGGCCCACGACGAGCAGAAGAAGAUGGCCGUCUCACAGAUGGAGAAGCAGAGGCAGCAAAUGGAGCUGGCCCGUCAGCAGCAGGACCAGAUUACGACGCAGCAGCAGCAGCUCCUGCAGCAGCAGCAUAAGAUCAACGUUCUCCAGCAGCAGAUACACGUGCAGGGUCACAUGCCUCCUCUGAUGAUCCCAGUGUUUCCUCACGACCAGCGAUCUAUGGCGGCUGCUGCCGCACAGCAGGGCUUCCUCUUCCCACCGAACAUGUCCUACAAGCCAGGUGAUAACUACCCCAUGCAGUUCAUUCCAUCCACAAUGGCAGCUGCAGCCGCUUCAGGACUGAGCCCGCUCCAUCAGCAGCUGUACGCUGCCCAGCUGGCCAGCAUGCAGAUCUCGCCCGGAGCCAAAAUGGCCUCCCUGCCACAGCCUCAAAACUCCUCAGGCCCCCUCUCGCCCUCUGCCUUGAAGAGUAAGAAGAGAGCAUCGAGUCCUGUCACUCACAUUAAGGAGGAAGGAUCGACACAGCCCCUGAAUCUCUCAGCCCGACCCAAGACUGGCGAGCCCCACCACUCCCCAUCCUCGCCGUCACACAGCCUGUAUCCUGGCAACAAGAGCAGGCCCAUCAGCGUGGGGAAGAGGCGCAUCCCCAGCCCCCUCUCCAACAUGGGCAGGGGCUCACUUGACAUCCUGUCUAGCCUGAACCCCACGCCACUGUUUGGGGACCAGGAUGCGGUGAUGAGCGCCAUCCAGGAGGCGAGGAAGAUGAGGGAGCAGAUCCAGAGAGAACAGCUUCAUCACCAGCAGCAAAGCCUGGAGGCCAAGCUCACGGCCCUGAGCGGCAUGAGUUUCAGCAAUGGCAGCAAGGAGCGGAUGCACUUUGAGAGUUUGAGUCAGCACCUGGGCAACCUGGGAGAGGAUGAUGGAAAGACGGGCCACAGGGUCAUUGACCUCACCAGACAUGAGGAUGUUGAUGGUGUCUCCUGCACUACAGAGGCCCGGGUCUUCAGGGAGACCAGGGGCAGGAACAGUACUGAGCCCCACAUUAAGAGACCCAUGAAUGCCUUCAUGGUGUGGGCCAAGGACGAGAGGAGGAAGAUCCUGCAGACCUUCCCCGACAUGCACAAUUCCAACAUCAGCAAGAUCCUGGGCUCUCGCUGGAAGUCCAUGACCAACCAGGAGAAGCAGCCAUACUAUGAGGAACAGGCUCAUCUCAGUAAGAUCCAUCUGGAGAAGUACCCCAACUACAAGUACAAGCCCCGGCCCAAGAGGACCUGCAUCAUCGACGGCAAGAAGCUACGCAUCGGGGAGUACAAGCAGAUGAUGCGCUCGCGGCGUCAAGAGAUGAGGCAGUUCUUCAGUGUGGGGCCACAGCCUCAGAUCCCCAUCAGCAACAGUGCCGGCGGCCUCUACCCGGCUGCCAUAGCGACAGCCACGCCCUCACCGCACCUGACGUCGGACUGCUCCAGCGCCUCGGCCAGCCCCGAGCCCGCCAUCCCAGCCACCCAGAGCACGUUCGGCGUGGUCAAGCCCAAGCCGGUCGCCAUGGUGACCGGCGAUCACCCGGUCAUCGGAGAGGACGAGAUAGACAUGUAUGAAGACUUUGAGGACAAAUCGGACUACAGCAGUGGCCAUGAGACACGGGAGCCUGUCGGCGCCAACUGAGCAUGCUCAGAAGAACCUCUGAUUUUUUUGAACUUUUUUUUUUAAAGCGGGACAAUAUGACAGAGACAGAGUUCUGAGCAGAACAACUUUUCAACAGUACGACGGGAGCUGAGCAUGUGCUCGAAGCAGCUCCGUCCGGGAUACGAUGCACCACAGACUGAGCAUGCUCAGAUUGACUCUCGACAGGAAGUGACAUAAACUAAACAUGCUCAGAUCUCACAGAGCAUGUUGCUCAAAAAAAUACAUUUUUAGACGAGAGUGCUCCUUUUUAGCAUGCGCAAACGUCUCGGAAACGAUCCCAUACAGAGGGCUUGGGCAAAGACAACCUCCAGGCAACCUCCAGACAAUCUACCAGAAAGACAGUGAACAUACUCACACGGCAAUUACACAAUGCAACACGGACAAGAGCAAGUAAGAGUCAGUAAGAGGUCGAUGAGAAGAGAAUGAGAUUAAAGAACAAAGAGAUAGCCUACACAUUUCCCGCGUGUGUAUUGUUUUUAUAGGAGCGUGGAUUUGAUUAAAACAUCAGGAAUUGGUCUUUGACAGCGUCAGUCUUAAAUGUUUAUUUGAAGUGUGAUGACGUUUUUUUUUGUGUUUUUAAAUUUGAUUUCCAUGGACAUGUUCCUUGAUAGGUUACUUGCCUGUAAAACCUUGGAUUGUCAGGACUUGAAAAUGUGAAAGGUCAUGUAAAGUCCUUAGCUCUUGUAGUUUGGACAUGAUUAUUUCUCAUGAGUACAGUACCCCUACACCUUUCUCGACAAAUGCUUACAAUAUGUUACAUUACUGUUUAUGAUGGGGUUUUAUAUCCUUGCUCAGGUAUGCUGUGCCAGCUUGUGAAUGUGUUUUUGAUUUCAUAUGAGAGAAUGAUAGGACUUUUCAGACUGACAACGAAACAGGGGAGGAAAAAAUCCCUUUUAUUAUUAUUAAUAUUAUUAUCAUAUUGUUAAUUUUUUUUUAGAUAUUGUACAGUUUUUCUUGAAAUGUGCCAAACCUACAUUCACAUCCUCUAAAAUAUUAUAGUCUUAAUUUUGAUGCUGCAAAAUGUCUUAUACAAUCAUUUUUUAAAUUUCUGAUGUGUCCAUAUUAGGAAGAAUCUCCCCGACCCCACCCCGGACCAUGGGUAGGCCCAGCGCUCUAGGACACCUUGUGGUGCGCUACAGGGUCAUGUUGAUUAGGUACCAAAUGAAAGACAACCAACAUUUGAAGCAUUUUCCCUUUGUAUAACCCAGUAAACAACCCAGUAAACAACCCAGUAAAAAAACAGCACUCAUCGCCAAACGCAAUGCCUCAGGAUUCCUCCAGAUACUGAUAUCUGUCAUCUCUGGCACCACCUCAAUGACACAGACCAGUAGAGAGAUUCAUCACAGAGAGUAUCAAUAUGGGGAUGUUUAGCCCCAAGUACCUUCCCCCCUCUCUUUUCUUAGACCACAUCUUCUACGCGAUGUUAAAGGGGUCGUUCAUGAUUUUACAACGAAGGUUUGUAUUGGCUGUUUAUAGAAAACCUUAACCAUGAUUUACAUGUUUACUCUGGCCCAUAGACUAUAUUCAAGGUGAGGAACCAUCUAACAUCAAGUUGUAAAAUCCUGAAUGUCCACUUUAAUUCACCCAUAAUGCAUAGAGGCCAAACAUGAUCAAAUGAGUUGUUUUGGUGUUACAGUACAUUGACUUUCAGCUUGAGUGGCUUUUUAGGUUGGAUCUUUUUUGAUCUGGCUCAAGUUUGUGUGUAGAGUUUGUGAGUAUAACAUGUGUUAUACAGACUCAACAAAUGUUGUUAAUGACACAGUAUAUCUUAAUAGGCACAAUAAGUCUUAAAGUUAGACUCUUAGUUCUAUGGUCAUUCCGAAUGACAGGAAAACGCAGAGGAGCGGUCCAGACAGUCAUUUCGAUAGUAGGGACAGCAUAUAUUUAGGGCUUUAAAAUGUACAUUUUCUUUACUGCGUUAUACCGAGGUACAGAAGAUCAGAUUUUGUUUCUGUGAAUUGAUCAGUUUACAAUUAUGUUGACGUCAGAGGUGGUUUUCAAAAUACAGACCAAUGUUUUUUUUGUCAAAUUGGUACUUUGUCGGAAAAAAAAACGUGGGUCAAUAUAACCUCGAGCAUUUCAAAAGGUACAUGUAUAUUUUGAAACGGAUAUUUAAAGUCAAUUUAAAACGUACCCAUAAAAGUCCUAUUUUCAUAAUCCUCCACUUUGCAAAUAUGUCUACUUUUACAGGCUCUAUUUUAGGGUUUGUGUUACUCUGUUUGCUGGUUGAUUGGUAUGUGAUUUCUAACUCUUUAUGACCAUGUCGAACAACAUUUUUGCAGGUAGGUAGAAGAAAAAAAACUUUUAUUUUAUUUUUUUGGACUGAAGUUUGAUUGAACUUGCAUUACCACAAAAAGGAGAAUUAUACUGCUUGCCUCGUGCGUAGACAUUGUUCCCAGUGUUCUAAGCAUCACACGCACUGGAUAUUAAUGUUCUCUUCUCAGUACUGCCUAAUGUGAAGUUGUCGUAAAAAAAAACGACUAAAUUCUGACAAACGAAAAAAGUCACCUGUUUUGACUUGAGAGGAAAACCUCACAUUUCCAGUUUAGUAGCAUUUAAAAAAAAUAUUUAUGCAGAAGUCAUUGUUUUAACUCCAGUGCUGCCUGAGGUGCUUUUGCCCUUUGACACAAGUCCAAAGGUCACUCAGACCACCGGUCUGUUUCGACCUACAGAACAGACGUCAUUUCAUUUUUCCUGGUCACACACAUUUUGUGUUGAGUAUUGUAUUUGAAAUUAAAUUGUGCUUUUUAACA